Messenger RNA from Drosophila takahashii, 1292 nucleotides. Lineage: Eukaryota; Metazoa; Arthropoda; Insecta; Diptera; Drosophilidae. The record is from RefSeq and is a predicted model, not a curated record.
CAAAAUAUAGCUAAAAUAAACAAAAAAUAAAACACAGUAAAAUGUCCCAUAAAAAGACAAAAAUAGACGAAGAGGUCAAUCAGGAUGGUAUUAGGGAAGUCCUAUCAGACUCAGACCCUUGGAUGAUUCCCUUUCCCUUGCCGGAGCACAAAGACCCGUCGAUGUGCCGAGACGAGUUCCUCAGCUCCUUUAUAAGGAAGCACGAAGCCAGGGCGGAGUCCCUAAGGCCCAGAUCGACAGUCCGCGUCGCUUCGAUUCCUGGAGUUCUGGAGGCCACGGAUCCUGGGAACCCAAAAGGGGCCGAGGCCAUGGUAGUGCUGCAGCUGGCCAAGCAACGCCAGGCAGGGACGACGAGGAAGACGGUCGAGGAAGUCAUGGCUAGCAUUCGAAUGAGAUCGACCCUAUUGGCCGAACUGAACUACCAAUGCCAGAAGGCGGCCAUCGAGUUCCUAUCGGUGCGUCUGCUGAAGCAAUUGCGCCUCUUUUCGAAUCCCUGGCCGGGAGAACGGGAGGGGGUGCCCCACAACUUGUUCAGUUGGUCGUUGAAUGACUUCCUGAUGCGCCUGCAGAUGAAGCAGAUCUACCUCGACGUCCUCCAUCGGGAGCGAAGUUCCGAGGAUCUCGACUGCGCAAAGUUCUGCAGGGAUCUUAGCGAAAUCGAACUCCUAAUAUACGAAAUCCGACAGAAUUACCGCGACGAUAAAGAUCUCUGCCAAAACAGCAUCCAAUUGUUAAGGAAUGCACAGUACACCAUACAUGCGCCAUGGGUCAAGACCCUCAAGUGGAAUCUUCAAGGCAUGGAAGACCACACAAGAGGAGUAUCGACUUUUCAACGAUCUAGCGCCUUUAAGAUGGAUUUUCGUCACAGAUCCGUAAUGGGUGACUUCGAGAAUGCAUCAGCUUUGGAUCCCAUCGAGAUGCGUUAUCAAAUCAACUGGAUAAGGAGCUCUACGGAUCAGCGUUUGCUACGCUUGAAUGGAAAAGAGGAGUCGAUGAGGGACGAACUGAGGGAAAUGGAAGAACAAGCUUUGCAGGACGAAUCUGUGCAGCAUUCAUGCGAGCUUAUGUACUCGUUGGAGUUGGGAAAGCUUAGAGAAAGCAUUAAGAUGUGGCAGGAUCGACUUGACACCGAUCUGGAGAACGCCGACGUACUUUGCACCGUAACAAAGCUCGCUGUGCAAAAGGUAAACGACGAUCUGAAGUUCUACAUGGAACAGAAGGAAAUGUAUCUAACGAGAUUGGACGAGGUGCAAGCUCUCAUAGCCCAGGAGGAGGUCUACAAGGAAAUCUGA